AGUGCCAGAUUUGGUUGUAGGAAAACACUUUUAUGGUUGGAAUAUGACAUGUAUGACUGUGAAAUGGAUCAACUUGGAUUUAAUGUGACCUGUAUUCUGAGAAAUAGGGAUGACGUCACUGAACUACAUUAUCGAAUUCUAAGAAAUCGGGCAGUCAAAUGAAUACGUCAGGUCAAUCACUAUGGUGAUUCAGGAUGAGCAUGUCACAAUAACCUCUCCGGCGAACGAAUGGGUCAGUAUGACCUGUAUUUGCUACUUUUGACAGGCCACGUGCUCAAAACUUCCGGUGUAAACAAAAAGGUUACGGCCUUGACCUUAAAAUAAUUAAUUUGAAUAAGCGUUAGAAAGAAGUACAUUUGACUGUGACUAAAGUUCAAUAUUUCUCGAUUAGUCGACUUUAUAUCAUACUAAAAAUCUACAGAUACCGCUUGUGAAUACACCAAGCAUGAGGAGGACUAAUCAAGGACGCAAUCAAAACUCUAAAAGUGAGGAUAUCAACGAUGAAGAUAUGAGAAAAUGUUCCAAUGAAAAAGAACGUGGUGGAAGUGUACAGAAUCAGUUUGGGGAGAUUCCCAAUCCAAUCCACCUUUUACAUGAAUCCAAUCCACUCGAUCCAAUCCACCUUUUAAUCUCUACCUUUGGGGAUGGAAAUCAGUUUGGAUUGUUAGUUUGGGACACAGAGCUAAGCAGAAAUUUCGCUGUUUGUGCGGAUUCUGGCUCUAAAUAUGGUUAUCUUAGACCAGUGAUGAAAUGCUUAGAGUAUAGUGGACAUGGAGUACCAUGGAUAGCUGGGACAAUAUUUGCAAUUUUAGCCACUCAUCAACUGAAGCUUCAUGUCACACUAAUUAACUUCCUUGCAGCCCUUUUUGUGGACCUCUUUAUAGUCGGUGUAUUGAAGGGCAUUGUUCGUCGACCCAGGCCGACAUACAACAAAAAAGAAGAUAUGAUGACAAUAGCAACAGAUGUAUUUUCCUUUCCAUCUGGGCAUGCAGUGAGGGCCGUGUUCGUGACUAUUUUCUUCAUUUCAUACCUUGGAUUGCCGUUUUAUUCAGCAAUGGUUUAUUUGGUAGCGAAAAGCUCUUCAAAACUCUUCAAAGAGAAGGAGUAAAAAGAAUGAACCUCUUU
Messenger RNA from Owenia fusiformis, 1125 nucleotides. The record is from the annotation of a GenBank genome assembly. Lineage: Eukaryota; Metazoa; Annelida; Polychaeta; Sabellida; Oweniidae.